Closterium sp. Yama58-4 is the source of this 2136-nucleotide messenger RNA. The record is from the annotation of a GenBank genome assembly. Lineage: Eukaryota; Viridiplantae; Streptophyta; Zygnematophyceae; Desmidiales; Closteriaceae.
AUGUCAGCACGGGACUACCUGGUGGUGCAGGGCGGGCCUGGUGCAGGCAAGAGCACGGCGGUGGUGCAUCUGGUGAAGGCGUUAGCUGCCGGGAAACUCUGGUGCUUUCAUAAUGUAUCUGCUCCUGCUCGUACUCCCACCCCUACCCAGGCCAUGUCAGCACGGGACUACCUGGUGGUGCAGGGCGUACCUGGUGCAGGCAAGAGCACGGCGGUGGUGCAUCUGGUGAAGGCGUUAGCUGCCGGGAAACUCUGGUGCUUUCAUAAUGUAUCUGCUCCUGCUCGUACUCCCACCCCUACCCAGGCCAUGUCAGCACGGGACUACCUGGUGGUGCAGGGCGGGCCUGGUGCAGGCAAGAGCACGGCGGUGGUGCAUCUGGUGAAGGCGUUAGCUGCUGGGGGCCGGUCGGUGCUUGUGGCUGCCCACACCAACACGGCUGUCGACCACAUUCUCCUGAAGCUCAUGAAAAAGGGAGUGGCGGUGCUGCGAGUGGGGAGGCCUGCAGCUGUGCACCCAAACCUGCUGCCUUACACCCUCAACGACAGAGUGUACCUGGACCUGCUGCCAUGCACUAAUCGUCCCUCGCCCCUAGUCCCUCGUCCCUCGUCCCGUUCUCUCUCCCCUCGUUCCCACCGUGCUUCCCUCUUCCCUUGCCGUUUCUCUUCUUGCUUACAUUCGUCCCCAGGGGGAGGUAUGGACGUGGGCAGUGUAGCGGGCAUGGAGGCAGUGGGUUUGGGCGCAUCAGUGGUGGGGUGCACGUGCCUGGGCGUGGGGCAGUCGCUCUUUGCUCGCAAGCGCUUUGACGUGGCAAUUCUGGACGAGGCAGGACAGACGACCCUGCCUGUAAGUGGGGUUGUCGUUGGAUCUGUUUGCUCGCGGAGAGUGUUUGCUCGUUGGAUCUGUUUGCUCGCGGAGAGUGUUUGCUCGUUGGAUCUGUUUGCUCGCGGAGAGUGUGCAUCAAGCAUGGGGAGACCCAGAGAACAGGCGUCCUGGGUUUGCCUAGGCGUGGGGCAGUCGCUGUUUGCGCGCAAGCGCUUUGACGUGGCUAUUCCGGACGAGGCUGGGCAGACCACCCUGCCGGAGGCGCUUGGCCCGUUACGCCUAGCGUCAACCUUCGUGCUGCUGGGAGAUCUGCACCAGCUGCCACCUCUUGUUCGGGACCCCAGGGCGCGGCAGCAGGGGCUGGGGGUGAGCCUACUGCAGAGACUAGCGGAGGCGCAUCCGGCAGCAGUGGCGCAUCUGAGCACGCAGUACCGCAUGUGCCGCCCCGUCAUGGCCCUCGCUAAUGCUCUCGUGUACGACGGGCGUCUCAAGUGCGGGUCCGAGGCUGUCAGCAACGCCAGGCUGGUCCUGCCGAAGCUGGGCUCGCUCCUGGGCAUGGGGAAGGGGGGUCUGCCGCUGUGGCUGCAGCAGUCCUCUCUUUCUUGCUCUUCCCCUCCCUUCGUUUCUUUCCCGCUUCACCUCUUCUCCUUCUCCUCUCUGUCUCCCUCUGCAGCUGAGGUGGAGGGUAUACAAGAAACCCGGGAGAAGGAAUCAACGUGCAACGAGGGAGAGGCAGCGAUCAUAGCGCGCAUAGUAGCCUCCCUAGUAGCCGCAGGGCUGCCUGCAUGCGACAUUGGCGUGGCCACGGUGUACAAUGCGCAAGUCAAGGCGCAGAGAGCUGCGCUGGCAAGAGUCCUGGGGCGAGGGGGAGGGUGCCGGGAGGAAUGGGGGGAGGACAAGGAGGGGGGGAUUAAGCGGGGCGUGAAAGGAGGGUUGCAGGAAGGCGUGAGGGAGGCGAACGGGGGAAUGGAGGGGGGCGUGGAGGGGGGUUGGGAUGGGGAAGUGGAAGUGGAGGUGGAUACGGUGGAUCGGUUCCAAGGGCGGGACAAGGCGUGUGUGGUGUUCAGCACUGUGCGGUGCAACCGGCGCGGGCAGCUAGGACCUGUGCUGGCGGAUGCAAGCCGCUGCAACGUCGCCAUCACACGCGCCAAGGCGAAGCUACUAAUUAUCGGUUCUAGCUCCACUCUUCGACGGGGGUCGGCGCACUUCCUGCGACUGCUGCAGCUGGUGGACCGAGAUAACCAGCUGUAUGAACUGCCAAGUCACGCACUAACAGACUGCACUACAGCAGGACAGCCAACCACAGGCAUAUGA